Varanus komodoensis (Komodo dragon) is the source of this 2746-nucleotide messenger RNA. It is a transcript of the gene CCDC127, whose product is annotated as coiled-coil domain containing 127. Bases 552 to 1352 code for a protein of 266 amino acids. Lineage: Eukaryota; Metazoa; Chordata; Lepidosauria; Squamata; Varanidae. The transcript is spliced from 4 exons. The record is from RefSeq and is a predicted model, not a curated record.
GAAUUCUUCUCCCAUUGCAUCCUCACAGUGCUGUCCAGCUGAGCUUUUCUGGGUGGUGUACGGCCUAUUACAUUCUGACCCUAAAAAGGAUUCUAUUGCACCAUCAGUGGCUCGCUGUGACGACUUUGUCCAACACUUUAGGGAUAAAAUUGCUCAGAUUCACCACAAGCUGGACUCCACAGUUGAUAUAGUUCUGGAGCAGGGACUCAGUCCAGACAAGAUGGAGGUCCUGUUGGUUCAGCCUUCCAGUUAAGUGAUUUUAGCCCUGUCCUGGUCAGGACUGCACUCCCCAUAAAGGACAGGGUUUGCAUUUUGGGAGUUCUCCUCGACCCAGAGCUGUCUCUGGAGUCUCAGGUAACAACAAUGGUGAGGAGUGGUUUCCUUCAGCUUCAACUGAUCCACCAACUGCAUCCUUACCUGAAUGAGCACUGCCUCGCAAUAGUGACCCAUGCUCAGUCUAGGAUGGCAUUGAUCAAGAGGCUUUUCCAUUUGUCUUCUGAGUGAUCAAAUUUGCUUGCUUGCCAGCUAAAGACAAAUUGAAUGGUUUAUCCAUGAAUAAUUUAAAUGAUCCUCCAAACUGGAACAUCCAACCUAAUGAAAGGAAUGAAGGAGGCCAUGGAAGCAAAUGGAAUUAUGCUUUGUUGGUUCCAAUGGUGGGCUUGGCUGCCUUCCGUUGGAUCUGGUCCAGAGAGUCUCAGAAAGAAAUAGAAAAGGAGAGAAAAAAAUUCUAUAGGAAACUCCUGUUAGUACAAAAAGAACUUGAAUCUAAGUAUCAUGACAUAAUCACAGAAAACCGGCGUACUGUUGCUCACUUAGAGCUUGAGAUGGAAAAGGCACGGAACAGAACAGAAAGCUUUCGCAAAGCCCUCAUCUCUCAGACUCAUAAACUGGUAGAAGAAAGAAAAACUCUGGAACAAGAACGUACUAAAUUAGAACAAGAAAAACAGAUUAUGCAAUACUCUGGAGCUGCCAGUGCUUUGUAUCAGAGUUGCUUGGAGAAGGAAGAGCAAUGGCAGAAUCAAGCUACUACUUUACUAAAAGAGUUUGAGGGUGCCCUUACAGAAAGGCAGAACAUCUACUGCAGUCUCCUGCUCCCAAGACAGCAGCGACUAGAAAUAGAGAAAACGUUGCUAGUUAGAGCAGCGACUGAUCCAGUUGCUUUGGACUUGGGAAUGGAGACUGGCUUAAGAGAUAUUUUUAAGUAUGAUACUUCUUGCAGUAAUUGGUUAAACACCAAUAAACGUCAAAAUGGAAAACUGAUGUGGCUCUACCUUAGAUACUGGGAAUUAUCUGUUGAGCUCAACAAAUUCAAGAGGGUAGAGAAAGUCAUCCUGGGGAAAAGUAGAAACUAAAAGCAACAGCCAUCCAUACAUUACACAUAUUAGGUAUGGUUGUAUGUGCCAGGCUGUAUAUCACUAAUUUUAGCUUUCCCACGACAUUUCUAUGGGUCAUCUGAUAAGCUGGUACCUCCCUGAUGCCUCUUCCUUUGACUGACCAAAUGUGUAGCCUAAUUGAGUGAUACCCAUAAUUGUGUUAUGUAUUCAGUGGGGCUUAUUCCGAAGUAAGUAGAUUUUAGAACUGAAACCUUGGUUAGCCUUCUGGAGUUAAAGGAGAUGCCUUCAACUUCUGGCACUUGCAUGGCAACCUUUUUGUGCAAGAAAUCAGGUUAUACUACUUGGAAGCAACUGUUCAUGAGUUCUUCCCAUUCUCAGCCUGGGAGUUUUUUAAGGUUGAGGAAAUGCUACUUCCAGUUGUUAAUGUGCAUGAUCAAGAUCUCAAAUUAACCAGCUUUGCAGUCUGGGCUAGGUUAGUGCAGGCUAUCUGCUCAGAGCUAUGUCAAUUCAGUGAUUCAGUAGAAACAGAAACGGAUGGAUGGCUAAUUGAAAAAAGUGAUGCAUGAAACACUCAAUCAGGGUUUAGUGUGGGCCAGUUCAGCACCCAUGAACUGACUUGCAGUACUAGCACACAGUUGUGGCAUAUAGGAAGCAAUAAACAGGAAGACAGUGCCUCUGAGCAAGGACAGAGUGUCUCUGCAUGAAUUAUGUUUCUAAUGCCACUAUUGAAAAUGUUUCAGUUUUGGAUUCUGGUUCUAUAAAUAGUAUUUUGCUUAAAGCUCAUUAUCUGAUGUAUUGCUAUACUUGUCUCUACCGGCAUAUGUAAGUUGUUAGGGUUUUUUGCAGGACUGGUGAACAGAAGACAAAUUGAGGGAAACCCACAAAGACCGAAAAAGUUGUUUUGGAGCUUUCUUCCCAUCAGCCCUCAAAACUGCAUUAAUAUUGCCAUUGCAGAUAGUUAAUAUAAAGAAUAUAAAGAAGAAAUCAGAUAAUGUGCUUAAGAGCAGAUAAAAUAAUUUCUAUCUUAUAGUUAUUUGUUCCCUUUCCAUGAAGACCCUUCAAGCAACCUGCAUUGCUGUCUUUUAAAAAGCCAAGCAUAUGUACUAGCAUAUGCAAAGGAAUUAAUUUUAUUCUAUACUAUUGAGAGUAUUUGUACUAUGGAAUAUAGCAUACAAAUUCUGUUUGUUGGAAAAGGAAGCAUAUUAGUGCAUUCCACAUAGAAAAUCACAAAGAGCUUGCCUGUAAUCAAUAUUUAGUCUUAACUUAGUUUCUGCCACUAAUACAGGAUGGUUUGUAUGCUGAUACUUAAGCAUGUCAUCUCACUUAUUGUCAUAUUUUCUAAUUAUUUUUAUAUUACACUAAAAAGUAGAACAAUGUUAGUGAAAAUAAAGGCUGGGAACCUUCAAAGAGCA